This is a messenger RNA of Eurytemora carolleeae, 1044 nucleotides long. RefSeq names its product drebrin-like protein. Bases 279 to 554 code for a protein of 91 amino acids. The record is from RefSeq and is a predicted model, not a curated record. NCBI's taxonomy places the organism in Eukaryota, Metazoa, Arthropoda, Copepoda, Calanoida, Temoridae. Gene Ontology annotation, cellular component: cortical actin cytoskeleton; site of polarized growth; actin filament. The transcript is spliced from 5 exons. Gene Ontology annotation, biological process: regulation of actin filament polymerization. Gene Ontology annotation, molecular function: actin filament binding.
UUUCCAAAUCAUUUAGUUCACAGACAAUAUAUAAGGCAAAAGACAAAAAUAAACAACAUAAAUAGGUCGUCAUUGAAGUUACAUCCUGUGUGGUUAACACUGUAUUAAAGAGCUUGUGAAUCAAUCUCUUUUAUUGAUUAAACUCAUUUAAUAUUCAUUGAAAGAUAGAUGUUUCAUGUUAGGAUUUAUUUUGUGACAGUUAAAUGAUUUGAACAGUCGAAAGUAUGUGAUACCAGUACUCCCACAUUGUAUUGAUAAGCAGUUGUAGUUAAACCACCAUGUCUAAGGCUGACCUGAUUUCUUUACGCUCUGAGUUGGAGAGAACUAGAGAUAAUGUACACAACGAUCUUCAAGGGGUUAAAUAUGCUUUAUACGGGUACAAAGAUGGCGGAAACAUUGCUGACAAUAGCAAUACGUUAGUGGUUGAAGAAGAAGGAGAAGCGGGUGGUUUAGAAGAACUGCUGGGACAAUUUAACAGUGGGCGAAUACAGUAUGGAUUGGCUGGGAUCAAACUAGAGAUGGGAGUAAAGUGUGUACUGAUAGCCUGGCAGUGAUAAAUAUAUCCUAGUGUAUACUGAUAGCCUGGCAGUGAUAAAUAUAUCCUAGUGUGUACUGCUAGCCUGGCAGUGAUAAAUAUAUCCUAGUUUGUACUGCUAGCCUGGCAUUGAUACAUAUAUCCUAGUGUGGACUGCUAGCCUGGCAGUGUAAAAUAUAUCCUAGUGUGUACUGCUAGCCUGGCAGUGAUGAAUAUAUCCUAGUUUGUACUGAUAGCCUAGCAGUGAUAAAUAUAUCCUAGUGUGUACUGAUAGCCUGGCAGUGAUAAAUAUAUCCUAGUGUGUACUGAUAGCCUAGCAGUGAUAAAUAUAUCCUAGUGUGUACUGAUAGCCUGGCAGUGAUAAAUAUAUCCUAGUGUGUACUGAUAGCCUGGCAGUGAUAAAUAUAUCCUAGUGUGUACUGCUAGCCCAGCAGUGAUAAAUAUAUCCUAGUGUGUACUGCUAGCCUGGCAGUGAUAAAUAUAUCCUAGUUUGUACUGAUAGCCUGGCA